AUGACCACAAAUACGCACACAAUCGACGGUCUGAAAAAUAAUGUCGAAGGAUUGGUUAUCAAAUUACAAACAGAUGCUAAGAAUGAGUUUGAGCAACAAACAGAAAAGGUCCAGAGCGAGAUCGAAAAUCUGGAUGAAGAUGACAUAGAACAGUUCGUGAGUGAUAAAUUCAAUAAACUCAACACGUUAUUUCUAAAAAAAUCAAAGAAGGUAGAGAAAUUUGUCCUCAGCAAGAGGCCCAAGAAACCAGUGAGGACAGCUGAAGAAACAGAUGAAGAAUAUAAUCAAAAAUAUAAAGUAUAUGAAGAAAGUCUUGGACUAUACAAAAGUUUUGUUUCCUGGAGUAUGAGUAUGGUAGAACGACUUAUGCAUUGGUUGUCCGAAUUAUUCGACGACAUUAUCAGUUUUUUUAAGAACUUGUGGACCUGGAUCAAAUCAAAGAUCCGUGAUAUUUCUACAAACGUUCGGGAGUUUGUAGCAAAAAUUGCUGAAAAAUUUAGCCGAUUACACGACUAUCUCUUUGGCGAGAACAAUUCAUAA
Molecule: messenger RNA, 540 nt
Organism: Ambispora leptoticha
Lineage: Eukaryota; Fungi; Glomeromycota; Glomeromycetes; Archaeosporales; Ambisporaceae
Source: the annotation of a GenBank genome assembly